AUGGACCAGCCAUCAAGGUCCAAGGAUGAAGAGAACCUCCGGGAGUUCAGUCAAAAACUUACUGACUAUGAAAUGCAUGAACUACGGAUGAUAUAUGAAUACUUCAGAGAUGAUCUGAUCUACGUCGCCCAGAUCUUGAACACUCACAGUUUCCUGGCAGAGUUGAAAUCCCGAAAUGUUCCAAAUGUGGAGAAUUACGAAUCAAUGAAAGAAAGCCUCGGAGCCUCCGUGUUUUCAGAGACGUUGGUACAGGAUGUCUUGGAAGCCGGAAAAAAUGCUGUGAUAGGAUUCUUGGAAAGUCUCUACAGUCUACAGACCAGUCACCCUCAUCACAAUUUACUUGCAGUUCUUUGGGAAAUCCAGAACGUUGAAAUAACGACACUGAAAGAACAAAUAAUAAUGGAUGAAUACGGACACUCUCUUGAUCCAGAAAUGAAAGAAAUCCAAGAUAAGCACAAACAAUAUCUGCUGGAUACAACUCAGAAUUUAGUGGAGUGUAAGCCACCGGGAACCACCCUGAAGAGUCAAGAUUUUCCCAUUUCAGAACGUUUUGUUAAUCUGGUUUUGGUGUCCACAGAGCAACUUAGACAUCGUACUCAGCACGAGCUGAUAGAGAUUGGGGAAAAACACGAAAGCUACUUGUGUAAGACUCAAAGAAGAUUGGAGCGAGUUUCUCUUAAAAGGCUCUUCCGCUGGUGCCGUCAAAUAAAACAAGUGCCGAAUGUGAUCAUGAUCAGUGGUGUACCAGGAGUAGGGAAGACCACCCUAAUGCAGAAGUUUGUCUGUGAUUGGGUGAACAGAAAGCUCUAUCAGCGAUUUUCUUUUGUUUUCUUCUUUAAAUUCCGGGAGCUCAACCGGCUGGAAGAAGUCAGCUUGGAGGAGAUGAUCCUUCAACAGUAUCCAUAUCUAAAUUCUCAGCUUGAAAAUAUCUUAAAGGUCCCGGAACAGCUUUUAUUUAUAUUUGAUGGCUUAGAUGAAAGUCGCCACCAAAUAGACUUUGCAUCCAGACCUCCGAACGCCAACACAAAGCAGAAGCAAGGCCUUGGUGAGAUUUUGGUUAACUUGUUGAGGCAAUCUCUUCUAAAGGGUUGCUCUUUGCUGUUAACCAGUAGACCAGCCAAACUGGCCUCCAUUGAUCCUUACAUUUUUCAGCUAUUUUGUGAGGUCAUGGGAUUUUUUCAUGAAGAAAGGAAGACGUACUUUGGGCAAUUUUUUAUUAACGACAAUGAUUUGGCCUUACGGGCUUAUAAUCACGUGAGGGACAAUGAAGCUCUGUAUACUUUCUGCUACAUCCCAUCGUAUUGCUGGAUCAUCUGCACAGUCUUAUCGAUGUGCUUCAAAUCUCAACAAACAAAGUGCAAUCAGUCAGAAUUAUGUUUGCCAAAAACAGUG
Messenger RNA from Staurois parvus, 1392 nucleotides. The record is from the annotation of a GenBank genome assembly. Lineage: Eukaryota; Metazoa; Chordata; Amphibia; Anura; Ranidae.